CGCUCGGCACCCGGAGGGAGGGAGGGUGAGCAAGGGCCGCCCCUCCCCCCUGGGUCCCGCCCCUCCCCUUCUCAGCUGCCCAGGGAGAGUGGAGCGUUUCUCCCUCUGGAGCGAACGGCUGAAUCGCGAGCGCGGGGGAGCGAAGCAAAAAGUGAGCCCGGGAGGCAGGGGCUGGCCAAAAAGCGGUAGUCGAGCCUGAGAGAAUGGAGAGCGGCCCGGGGGAGUAGCCCCCCCCCCUGUGCUCCAGGCUCUAAAGCCCUGUCGUUUUCCAGGGAAAUCUGAGCGUUCUCCAAAACUUCUGCCAGACAGAAACCACAUUUGACAAAAGCAGCAUAGAGUGUUGCGUUGGAUAUUGAUGCUAUCUUACCUGCACACUGUGUAGUGAGAUAUGCGUUGAACACUUACCUAGGAAAUGCAAUAACCACCCACUUGCCUAUCUGCCAAUCAAAACUGAUGCUGGUUGUGGGACAGCCCCUCCUGCCAUGAUAAAAAGGCAAGAUGUUGAAGCAGAAUUAGUAGCAGCCACAGCAACCGAAUAAGAUCAGCAUCAUGAAAAAUCCUAUGUAUGAAAUAGCAUCCCUGCUACUGGAAAAGUUUUUGCUGCUUGCCAACUUCAGACUUCUCGGUAUGGGGUCCAGUGCAGAGGAGGAAGAAAAGCAAAAACAAAUCUACUAUUAUGAUACCACCUCUUUUAAGCCAGGAGAUUUGCUGGAGGUGCCCCGCACCCUCUUCAUUCAUUUUGGCAUCUAUCUGGGUAACAACCGAGUGGCCCACUUGAUGCCAGACAUCCUGCCAGCUCUCACCAGUGAUCAGAAACAGAUCCAGAAGGUAGUGACCAACAAGAGACUCAUCUUGGGUGUCAUCACAAAAAUGGCCAGGAUCCGUGUGGACACAGUAGAAGACUUUGCCUAUGGAGGCUCUAUUCUGGUAAAUCACAUGGACAAACUCUUCAAGAACAAUGUCCUGUGCAAUGAAGAGGUGGUCUGCAGAGCAGAAAAACUAGUGGGUGCCACAGAAUACAGCUUGCUUUGGAACAACUGUGAACAUUUUGUGACCUUCUGCAGAUAUGGCUCUUCAGUCAGCUUCCAGACUGAGAAGUUCUGUGAAAUGGUGAAGAUGAUUAUUCGGGACCAGAGGAGCAUUCUUGCUUCAGCAUUCCUGGGACUGGUUUCUAUACUCUGCUUGGGUCUGGCACCUUCCACCACACUGCCUACCAUUAUUAUUCCAUUCAUUUUGUGGAUGGCAGGUUAAGAACAUAAGAAGAGCCUGCUGGCACCCCCAGAGUUUGUCAGCAGCUGUAAAUAGAGUCUAUAAUGUAUUUAUGAAAACUCAAUCUCCUUUCCAAUAUUGUGUACAGAAGAAAAAUAUGACUUCCAGUUGUGUAAUGAUUUAAAUGCAUCAUUGGCUAGAAUAUGGUGAACAAGUAAUAGCUUACUGUGUAAGCCACUGGAUUUUGUAAAAAAUAUUUCAGCAACUUUAGCAAUGGGUUCGUGGUCUUUCCUCCCAAGGAAGUGUGCAUGGGCUGCAUUCCUAAGCUCAAAAAUAAAUUCUGAUGAAAUUAAUAGGCCUAACUCCCAAGUAAAUGUGCAUAGUCUUUGAGUAUAGGUGUAAUAUGAGAAGUAUAUUUCAAAAUGUCUGUGAAAGAGGGUAACACCCUUAGCUAGAGUCCUUAGCUAGCUGAGAGGCAGCAAACUGGCAAUGAAAACAAGCUACAAGUAUUCUGCAUCCCUUCUAGUUUUACUCUGAAACCUGCUGUUUCUAAACCAAAUGCAGUGCACAAUUCCCCCUGGGAAUAAAGUAAGUCCAGAUGUGUGUUUUUUAUUGUGGCAUAUUUAAUGACUUCUAACCAGUUCACAUCUGCCAGUUCACAUCUGCUUUUUUUAGAUUUCCAGUGUUAAAUUCUGGACUUAAUAGUCUUACAGGGGACCUCUUUUUUAGAUGGCAAUGUGUAUAACUUCACUUACUUCAAAAUGCAAGAAGGAAGUUCUUUUGCAUUGGGGAACCUUCUUGUUCUGCGGAGAAGGGCCCUGGACUCCUGUCCCAAAUUCCUGCCAGUGGUUUCUAUAAUAGGGAAGUCAAUUCACCAAGUGGAUUUGUACUUAUAUUACACAAAUGCCUCCCACCAUGCUGUCUGGAUUUAAGAGUUGUUCUUGUUCUUGUUAUAAAUCAUGCCAGGGCGUUUCUGAAGUCUCGAGACUAAAGCAGUUUGCCUGGCCCAAGUGGCUAAUGAACAACAACAACAAAAGAAAUGUUCCAUGUCCUGAGGGAAGAUGAAAGGAGGCUACCUUGCUCUUUAAUCUUUUCUUGACAAUGAGACCAAUCAGCUUGGAAAUCAUAAAGCUGCUUUAUGACAGCUAAUGGCACUACUAGUGAGAAACAUGUGUCAUCCUUGCAUCCAGGGCCAGACCUGCCAUUAGAGAGGGUGAAACACCCUGUGCCAGACAACAGAUUUCAAGGUACUGUAAAAAGUGUAGCAAAUUAUUAGUUACUUUGGCUGCAGUCCUAAGCACACUUAGGCAGAAGCAAACACAGAGGGAUAAGAGCAAGAGAGAUGGUUUGCUGGAUCAGACCAAAGGUCCAUCUCGUCCAACAUUCUGUUUCCCACACUGACCAGCCAGAUGCCUCUGGGAAGCCCAUCAGCAAGACAUUAGCAGAUCAGUUUUCUCCCAUUGUUGAUACCUAGCAACCUAGAGGCUGCAUAUAGCCAUCAAGACUAUUAGUAUGUCUGAGUAACCAUGUAUACAGUUGAGCUGUAUGAUUGUUUUCUGCCUCAGGUCCCAACCUGUGUUAGACCGUUUCUGAUUAUACCAUGUGGGACAGCAGAAACCUUAAAAUUGAAUAUCCCGUCUCUAAAACAGAUGUGCUUCUGAAUAUAGUAACAUUCCUUCUCACCAUUAUACAAAACAAAACACAUGCAACCCCUUCUCACCAUAAUCAUGUACUCCUUUGUUGAUUGCUUGCAUACCUCAUGGUGUGUUUUCUUCUGCAAUGAAAAAAAAGCUUGUGUUCUGUCUGUAAUGUAUUGCAGAAUGUUUUUUAGCUCUGAUAAAACAAUAUGAUUUAAAAAACCCUCA
Messenger RNA from Rhineura floridana, 3074 nucleotides. It is a transcript of the gene LRAT, whose product is annotated as lecithin retinol acyltransferase. Gene Ontology annotation, biological process: retinol metabolic process. The coding region runs from base 550 to 1251 and encodes 233 amino acids. The transcript has 4 exons. NCBI's taxonomy places the organism in Eukaryota, Metazoa, Chordata, Lepidosauria, Squamata, Rhineuridae. The record is from RefSeq and is a predicted model, not a curated record. Gene Ontology annotation, molecular function: phosphatidylcholine-retinol O-acyltransferase activity.